AUGAGUGAGAGGAAGGACGGCGAGCACACACAGCUGCACAAGGGCGGUCCCGCGGCCUCCUCGGCGGGCGGCGGCCACGCGGCGGGCAGCGCGGCUCGUGGCAGCAGGAAGGAUGGCGGUGUGGACGCGCAGCACGAUGACCCGCAUCAGCCGCUGCUGCCAUCACUGCACUCGUCGCGGCCCCCUUCAGUGGGGGCGGUGCGCUCCGAGACGGUCACGCUGCCGUUCAGCGCAAGCGUCUUUCUCUCGCUGCUCACCGUGUCUCGGUCGGAGCUGCAGACCACCAUGGCGCCGAACAAAACGCACCUGAUGGACUUCACCGUCACCAACGCCUCUGCCCUGCCGCUGCCCUUCGUGAUCCGCUCGCAGACGAUGCCGCAGAAGAACGUGGAGUUCUCCCUCUACGAAGAUGACAAGUUUGAGGAGCCAAAGAUUGGCCGCACGCUGCUGCUCGACAGACACGCCUCCAUGAACUUCACACUGAUGGUGCGCACCACCGCCGCCGCGCUCUCCAGCGGCGCCACCGGCAUGCAGCACUACCGUGCGGUGCUGCAGUGCGACAACCUCCGCGACGCCCGCAACUCGGAGCUGGUGUACGUGCAUAUCAACGUGGUCGCGGCGGAGUCGCAGACGGACCUCGUGAGCGUCAUGGAUCCGGUGCUGGACUUUGGCGAGGUCUACCGUGGCACGCGGGUAACCCGGGAGCUGAGCGUCUGCAACUCCACCCGGGAGGACGUGACGCUGCGCCUCCUUGACCCCCGCCCCCGUCACUGCGAGGGGGUCCUCAGCCUCGUGCGACCAGGCCGCGGCGGCGACGACAGCAAGGGCGGCACCGGCAGGGGCCCCCUCCCCAACCCCAGCGCGAAUCCCAACAGCAACAGCAGCAGCAAUAAGAAGGAGACGGCCACCGACGACGGGGGCGACAAGAAUGAGGCGAUCUUCGCCGUGGAUGAGGUGGUGAUAGCGCCGCAGAAGGGGAGUGUGCCGGUGGGGGUCAUGUACGUCCCUUCCACCGACCAGGAGCGCAAGGCGACCUCGAACCUCAAGUUUGAAUUUGAGUUUGUUGUCACCGGCGUGGGAAGCAGCACGACUGGCGGCGGCGGUGGUGGUGGUGGUGGCGGUGGUGGCGGCGGUGGUGGUGGUGGCGUUGGUGGCGGCGACGGUAGCAGCAGGCGGCAACAGCGGGUGAUGGUGCGGUGCGUGGCAACUCUCUUCACGAGCACCAUCGUCGCCUCGCAGACGAACAUAAACUUUGGUGACUGCCAGGUGGGACAGAGCAGGCGCUACACCUUUGACAUCGAAAACCCCUCGCCGCUGCCCACCACGAUCUACGUGGAGCUGCGCAGCAAGGUUGUCUCCAUUGAGGGGCUGCAGCCGCGCGUGUCGGCGACCGGGGGGCGGGAAACGCUGGGGGAGUUUUCCAUCGCCCCACACAGCAGCCUCCCUAUCACGCUUCGCAUCAACCCUCAACGUGUGAACCCCACCUACCGCAAGCAGCUCACCAUUGCAAACGUGUCGAACCCCGCCGAGGACCGUCUGAUUGUGAACAUCGAGGCCAAUAACAUGGCGCCCUCCGAGGCAAAGCUGCACGAUGCGUUGUACACGUGUGAGGCGAAGGCGCAAUGCGACGACGGAAGCGUCAACGCCGGCGGGCGCGGCCACGAUGGCACGGGUGCGUCUCGGCUGCGCACCCUCACAAACGUCCCACUAAUCGUGGCCUACGCCCUGCAGUCCAAUGUGGACUACCCCCUUGUGCUGCAGCUGAACAGCUCGAGCAGCACAAUUGACACCUUUUCCCUGGAGGGCAUGUUGGCGAGUGAGUUUGAGUCCAUGGCGAUGGAGCUGCGCGACUACUGCUGCUACGGCGGGGAGGAGGCGGGGGAGCCGCCCUCAGUGGAGCGGGCGGAGGUGCUACGGAGCAGCGUCGUCAAUGCCCUGCGCCAGCACGCCGUGACGAUAAACAGCAUCACGCUCGAGCCCCGCGGGAGCAGCACGUUUUACGUGCGCAUUGAUCGCACGAACGGGGGCGUGGAUGCGGUGACGAAGGAGGAUGGGGUCAGCAUCAUGGUGGAGGGGAUUGAGGUGCCGCGGUUCGUGCGCCUCUCCUACCGCCUCUGCGGCACGCGCUUUGAGCUGGAGGGGCAAAAGACGAAAAACUUUGGCGAGGUGAACAUUGGUGAGCGCAGGACGACCAAGAUCCCCAUCGUGAACCAGUGCAACUCCCCGCUGCUGCUGAAGCUGUCCAAGUCGCGCUCGGUCACGGCGGGGCACAUUCGCAUGGAGAACUCGGACAAGAAGUGCAUCUACUGCCGUAUCCGCCCAUACGCGACGAAGGAGGUGGAGCUCUGCUUCUACCCGGGCAUCAAGGGCAGUUUCGAGGAGCGCAUCCGCCUCACCAACGUGCUCGACCCGUCCAACGAGGUGACCGUGACGCUGAAGGCGAGUGUCAUAAAGGCGGAGACGUUUGACGUCAGCCCCAGCUCGUGGAGCUUCGGGGUGGUGCCGGUGCCUCCGCUGCUGCUUGCCCCCUCGCUGCCUGGGAACAGUGGCGGUGGCGGUAGCGGGGCCUCUGUGGGCCGCGACGAUGCGGGGCCGCCGUGCGCGCGCGCAGGCGCCCGCUUCAGCGUGGUCAACACUAGCAACACCCGACGGGAGCUCUGCCUGAAGCUUGACGCCCCCGCGGCGACCCCGUCAGCGUGCGGCAGCCCCUCGUGCGGCAACGCCAACAACAACACCGCCGUCGUGGACGCCACCACGAACCUGGGCGACCGCUUUUUUAAGUUGACGGCGUCGAGGUGCGGCUGCAGCUGGAGAUGGAGCACGGUGGCGCGAACUCGGGCUCCUCCCGCAAGCUCGAGGAGAAGAUUGAAAAGCUCGAGCAGAAGCUGA
Messenger RNA from Trypanosoma conorhini, 2889 nucleotides. RefSeq lists its product as uncharacterized. The transcript has a single exon. NCBI's taxonomy places the organism in Eukaryota, Euglenozoa, Kinetoplastea, Trypanosomatida, Trypanosomatidae. Bases 1 to 2889 code for a protein of 962 amino acids. The record is from RefSeq and is a predicted model, not a curated record.